Oldenlandia corymbosa var. corymbosa is the source of this 1605-nucleotide messenger RNA. Lineage: Eukaryota; Viridiplantae; Streptophyta; Magnoliopsida; Gentianales; Rubiaceae. The record is from the annotation of a GenBank genome assembly.
AUGGAUUCCAGAACAUUUUCCGUGAAAUUGUGGCCGCCUAGCCAAAGCACCAGACUAAUGCUUGUGGAGAGAAUGAGUAAGAAUCUUACUACCCCAUCCAUUUUGUCCAGAAAGUAUGGUCUUUUAAGUAAAGAGGAAGCUGAAAAGGAUGCUAAGCAGAUAGAGGCUCUUGCUUUUGCUUCUGCAAGUCAACUUUUUGAGAAGGAGCCAGAUGGAGAUGGAAGUUCUGCUGUGCAGCUUUAUGCUAAAGAAUCUAGCAAGCUUAUGAUGGACGUUGUCAGAAGAGGACCUAGAACAAAGGGGGACGAUGAUGCUAUGAUAUCAGAAAAAGCAAAAGUAUCAAAAGAAACUGUAUUUGAUAUCUCUGGAGGUCGCCGUGCUUUUAUUGAUGCAAAUGAAGCUGAGGAGUUACUGAAACCUCUAAUGCAGCCUAACAACAAAUUUACCAAGAUAUGUUUCAGUAACAGAAGUUUUGGCCUAGAUGCAGCCCAUGUUGCUGGGCCUAUAUUGUUAUCUCUCAGAAAUCAACUGACAGAAGUUGAUCUGUCAGAUUUCAUAGCUGGAAGGUCAGAAACAGAAGCUUUAGAAGUGAUGUCCAUAUUUUCAUCUGCUCUGGAAGGCAGUGAACUAAGGUACCUCAAUCUUUCUAACAAUGCAUUGGGUGAAAAAGGGGUCAGGGCAUUUUCUGGGCUUCUUAAGUCACAACAUAACUUGGAGGAGCUCUAUCUGAUGAAUGAUGGUAUCUCAGAGGAAGCUGCACGUGCUGUGUGUGAGCUGAUUCCUUCUACUAAAAAUCUUAAGGUUCUACAAUUUCAUAAUAACAUGACAGGUGAUGAAGGUGCAAUGGCUAUUUCUGAACUUGUAAAGAAUUCUCCUUCGCUGGAGGACUUUCGUUGUUCAUCUACAAGGAUCGAUUCUGAAGGAGGGGUUGCCCUGGCCCAGGCCCUUGGAUCAUGCAACUGUUUGAAAAAGCUUGAUUUACGGGACAAUAUGUUUGGGGUUGAAGCUGGAAUUGCAUUGAGCAAGGUUCUCUCUGGAUUUUCUGAUCUCACUGAAAUUUAUAUUAGCUAUUUGAAUUUGGAAGAUGAAGGAUCCAUGGCUCUGGCAAAUGCUCUGAAGGAAUCUGUUCCAUCGCUUGAAGUUUUGGAAAUGGCCGGAAAUGACAUUAGUUCCAAAGCUGCUCCUGCUUUGGCUGCCUGCGUGUCUGUUAAACAAUUUCUCACCAAACUAAAUUUGGCAGAGAAUGACUUGAAGGAUGAGGGUGCUGUAAUGAUUGCCAAGGCAUUGGAGGAGGGUCAUGGACAAUUGAUUGAAGUUGAUAUGAGUGCUAAUUCAAUAAGACGGGUUGGUGCCAGGUGCUUAGCUCAGGCUGUUGUAAGCAAACCUGGAUUCAAAUUGCUAAACAUAAAUGGAAAUUUCAUAUCUGAAGAAGGUGUGGAUGAGGUCAAUGAUGUAUUUAAGAAUUCUCCUUUACUUUUGGGACCUCUGGAUGAGAAUGAUCCGGAAGGAGAAGACUAUGAUGAAGAGGCUGAAGAGGAAGGUACUGACAAUGAGGACGAAUUGCAUUCCAAGCUCAAGGGCCUUGAAAUUAAGCAGGAUGAAUAG